AUGCAGGAUGAUCCUGGGAAUGUGGCAGAGGUACCUGUUGUAUCGAACCACGAAAAGAUGUCGAGUACAGACAACGUGCAUCCAAUUGAACCGGAGACCUUAAACCUAGAUACUGUAUUAGAAUCACAAAAAAAAUCCCAAGAUGAACCUCAAGAGUCUUCAAAUCAAGCCCUGGAACCCAUAAAUGCUGAAGAAGAUGGACAGGCACCUGGCCAAGGCGACCUGUCAUUACCAGCUACGUUAAACCAAGUGGUGGACGAGCAGCAAGAGCAAGAAGAAAUUCCUCUACAAGCUUCUGUUGAAAAUACAGAAUUAACGAUCCCAGUGUCUAAAGAACCACAAAACGAAGUUGACGAAAAGGGCGCUCAAAACCCUCAGCCUCCUGUUGAACAUGAAAACUUAACGAUCCCAGCGACUGAGGGACCACAAGACGAAUCAGACGAAAAGGCCACUUAUAACAUUCAGUCUCCUUCAAGCUGGGAACGAUCUGCUCGUCUCGUGCUUAUUAAAUGUAUCAAUGAAUUUCAAGAGAUUCGAGCAUGCACGAAAUUUGAUCCAUUGCGUAAAGUGAUGGGCGAUAUAAAGCCUCGCCUCCAGACGGACGACGACUACGACAAAACCCUUCUCAUUGAUUUUUUCCAACAUGCUUUUGAGAUUGAACAGGACGACGUUUUAAAUAUUGCUUUAAACACUGUAUCAAAGUUAGCUUCUUUUGCUUACUUCCCAGAAGACAAAAAGAUUUCAACUUCAAAUCCUUCUUCGAAAUCAAUGUUACAAUGCAUUGUGGAUAUGGUAUGUGAUUGCAUAAAUGAUGAAGUCGUCGAUGGCACAUUACAACUCAACGUUGUCAAAGCUCUUUCCGCUUUCAUCCUUUGCUCGGAAAAAAAUGCGUUACUUCAUGGAGCUAUUCUUCUUAAUUCCAUCCGCAAGCUUUAUAAUAUCUUUCUUCUUGGCGAUGAUGAUUCCAUACAAUCUGUAGCUCAGGCUUCUCUGACUCAGGCUGUUGGGAUUGUUUUUGAGCGUUUACGUGUGUAUCAUCCAUCCAGCUCGUCUGUUAAUUUAGGUUCAAACGACGCCGCUACUGCAAGCACUGACUCUUUGCGUGAAAAUCUCCCAAAUGCGGAAGAGAAAAUAACACUACAAUCAAUGGCUUCUAACGGCACGCCAAAGUUGGAUUAUGUGAAAAUGGAUGUUGAAAAUUCCAAGGCUACUACUAGUCUUGAACAUUUAUCUCUUCAGGAUGCGUAUCUAGUAUUCCGCACCCUUUGCAGGCUCGCAGUUCGCCAUACUUCUUCCGACAAAGUUGAUAAUAUACGUUCUCAAGCCAUGAGAUCAAAGCUUAUAAGCCUUCACCUUAUUUAUUCUAUAUUAGACAAGAAUAGUGACUUGUUCACCGAAGUAACUUUUCCUUUCCAAAACAUACCUGCGUUAGAGGGAUUAACUCUAGCACAGGCAUCUCGUCAGUACAUUUGUUUGAUUUUAUCUCGCAAUGCAGUAAGCCCGAUACCUCAGGUCUUUGAGAUUUGCUGCAAUAUUUUUUGGCUUAUCGUAUCCUCCUUGCGCAUACAAUUUAAACAAGAAAUUGCCGUCUUUUUUCGUGAGGUUUAUUUCCCUAUAUUGGAUUUAAAAAAUACUUCUUACAAUCAAAAGCUUCACACCCUAUUAAUUUUCCAACGUAUUUGCCGGAAUCCAAGGGCGCUGGUUGAAUUAUAUAUUAAUUACGAUUGCGACCGCAACUCGACUACUAAUGUUUUUGAACAACUUCUCUUUUCUAUAUCAAAAACCAAUUCUGUCACUCCUUUAGAUUCAAGCACAUAUCAAUACGAAGACUUGCUCCCUUCAAUGGAAAGUUCGGAAAGAAGUACUACUCCUUUUUUAACUACCAAUUCUAGCUCUCUUAAUUCAGAAGUAGUACAACUAACGAAUUUUAGUGAUUAUCAAUUAAAGCUUAAAGCAUUGGAAUGUGUCAUUGAUGUUUUGCAUUCCUUAAUGAGUUGGGCCGAAAGUGGAUUUUACUUAGCUGGGGGCAACAUAUCUACAGAUGAGAAUGUGGCAGGUACUGAGGAUGAUCCCUCAGCGCCUUCAGACACGCCGAAUACGCUUCCAGUGCACAGCGGCCGACCAUCUCUUGAAACAAAUUCUCGCAGUAGUAGUUCAUUGGCGUUGGCUGAUCCUUCAGAAUUUGAGUUGAAUAAACAAAGGAAAAUGUUACUUCGGCAUUGCAUAAAUAAGUUUAACUAUAAGCCGGGUUUGGGAGUCAAACUCUUAUCUGAAAAUGGAUUUGUCAAAGUUGACGAUUCUGCUUCGGUAGCUACAUUUUUGUUUAACACCGAAGGUUUUAAUAAGACUACUCUCGGUGAUUACUUGGGAGCUGGCGAGGAUUACAACAUCUCUGUGAUGCACAAUUUCGUCGACCACUUUAAUUUUGCCAAUUACCGCUUCGUUGAUGCCUUACGUCGUUUGUUGCAAGCUUUCCGAUUACCAGGUGAAGCUCAAAAAAUUGACCGUAUUAUGUUGAAAUUUUCUGAGCGUUAUAUGAAAGAAAAUCCGUCAGCUUUUGCUAAUGCGGAUACCGCUUACAUAUUAGCGUAUUCUAUUAUCAUGUUAAAUACUGACUUACACUCACCUCAAAUUAAAAAUAGAAUGACAAAGGAAGAUUUCAUUAAAAACAAUCGAGGAAUUAACAAUGGCGGCGACCUUGACGAAGAUUAUCUUGGGUUUGUUUACCAGGAUAUAUUAAACAAUGAGAUUGUUCUCAAAGACGAACAGCAAAUGGCCGCUAUAGCACCAUUAAUGAAUUCUAACAACAAUGUAGGCCUUUUCGCUGCUUCUUUCACUCAGACAGGCCGCGAACUACAAAGGACAGCGUAUCUUCAAGCUUCAGAAGAGAUGGCCAAUAAGACAACCACCGUUCUUAAAAAACUCAUGAAGCAACAGAAGCAUAAUCCGAAAAAGGAAAAUGUAUUUUACAACGCUAAACACUUUGAGCAUAUUGGACCAAUGCUUGAAGCCGGAUGGAUGCCCAUUUUAGCAGCUAUCUCAAACCCUUUACAAGAAUCUGAGCAUUUGUAUGAAUUAUCUUGGUGUUUGGAAGGUUUCCAAUAUGUGAUACAUGUUGCUUGUCUUUUCGACCUUGAUUUAGUUCGUGAUGCUUUCAUAAAGACACUGGUAAAUUUCACUAACUUACACUCGGCCUACGAUAUAAAGACGAAAAAUACAAUGGUUAUUAAAACACUACUCAAAAUUGCUUGUGCCGAAGGCAACAAUUUGAGGUCUUCUUGGAAAGACAUUCUUACCAGUAUCAGCCAAUUGGAGCGUGUACAAUUAAUUGGUGAAGGGGUCGACGAAGCAGAGAUUCCGGAUGUUAUAAAUGCUAGAGUGCGACCAUCGAGUUCAACAAAGCUAACGCGCCAAGCGAGUGGAAUUGCUCAAAACCAAACCCCUAAAUCAAACUUAAAACAGUUAUCGUCUGAAGUUAUUUCCGAACUGAUGUCUACUGAAAUUGUACUUUCCAUUGAUAAAGUUUUUACGCAGACUUCUUCUCUCUCAGGUGUAGCUAUAAAAUCAUUUUUUGAGGCUCUAUGUGAAGUUGCAUGGGAUGAAAUAACUUCCUCUAGUGAAUCAGAAAGUCCUCGCUUGUUUAGCUUACAAAAGCUUGUUGAAAUUUCAUAUUACAACAUGGGACGAAUCAGAGUUGAAUGGUCUUCUAUUUGGAAUGUGCUUGGGAAAUUCUUCAAUCUGGUUGCUACUCGCGGGAACAAACGUGUUGCGGUGUUUGCUUUGGACUCUUUAAGACAAUUGUCUAUGCAUUUCUUACAAAUUGAGGAACUUUCUUUAUUUUCUUUUCAGAAAGAAUUUCUCAAACCUUAUGAAUAUGUCAUGUCAUCAGAUGCUUCGGUUGAUGUUAAAGAGCUCGUGUUGCAGUGUAUUCGGCAAAUGAUACAAGCUAGGGUUUGCAAUAUAAAAUCUGGAUGGAAAACACUUUUCGGGGUUUUUACUUUUUCCGCUAAAGCCCGAAAUGAUACUUUACUUUCGUUAACUUUUGAAACACUGUUGGACAUAUUUGUGCACCAUUACAAUUAUAUAGUACAACAGGGAUGUUUGAUUGACAUGCUUGUUUCAUAUACUGAACUGUGCAAGAAUGGUGUCAAUCAAAAAAUAGCGCUGCAAAGUCUGGAUGCCAUUAAGAAGAUCUACUCCAAUAUGGUUUUAGAAGCCAAAGGCAAAAAGAAUUUCAAUGCGGAAGAUGUGUCAAAAUCCACUUUUCCCAUUUUGUUUGCUUACUAUGAUGUGGUAGUUUCUGCUGAAGACUUAGAGGUACGAUCUAGGGCUCUUCAAAAUAUGUUUUACAUAUUUCUUGAAGAGUCUGAUGACUUCACAGAGCAGAUAUGGGAAAUAGUUUCACGAAAAUUUAUUUUUCCGAUUUUCUCCACAUUUAGUUUAGAAUCAGAUGAUAUUUUGCUACGCGAUGAAGAAGUUCGUACUUGGCAAUCAACCACACUUGUGGAGGCUCUGAAAAAUAUUGUUGCAUUGAUUUCUCGUCGAUUCGAAAAACUACAUACCCUACUCAAAGGUUACUUUCGAUUAUUUAGUACCUGCGUCUGUCGCGACAAUGUCAGCCUAUCUCGGAUAGGUACUAGCUGUAUGCAGCAAGUAUUACUCGAAAAUGCACACAGAUUUACUGAAAAAGAAUGGGAUGUAGUCGUUGAGCUCUUCGUUGAUCUUUUCCGCGAAACCACUCCACGUAAAUUAUUGUUAGAAGAAGCCUUUUGGGUUGACGACGAGAAUUUCAUUCGUUCUAGUCCGGCUCAUUCUCAAAAUACAAGAAAUGAUGCUAACGAGAAUUCUGUAAAUCUCAUUGCGGAAAAACAGACCGAAUUUCGGUCCAUGAUUCGAAAAUGCAUUAUGCAACUUUUGUUGGUCAGUAUCGUUGCUGAAUUGCUCGAUUACGAAAGUAUCUUUAAGCACAUUCCUCAACGACAAGUUCUAAAACUCACCCGAGCAGUUUAUGAUUCCUGGCAAUUUGCCAGAAAAUUUAACGAAAACAAGUCUUUACGUGUAUCUUUACUGAGUAUUGGUUACAUGAAGCAGCUGCCUAAUUUGUUACGGCAAGAAACAGCAAGCGCUUUAUUGUACAUCAGUUUACUCUUUAGGUUAUUAAAUAGCGAAAGCUUAGCGAUUGAUCCAAGUUAUUAUGCUGAAGUUGCCAGUUUACUUUUCCCUGCCUGCGCAGAUUUGUUAGAACUUUAUGCUUCUAUGACUAUUGAGAAACACACGCGAAACCACGUUAGCUGGCAGCCGGUUAUCGCUACCAUUCUUGAAAACACAACAGAGCUUCCUGACAAUUUGUUUAUUGAUGCGAUGCAACAAUUAUAUCAUCCUUGCUGUUCUAUGAUAGCUAAAGGAAGUCUUGACGACCAGCUUCGAGGUCUGCUAAAAGCUUAUUUCAGUCGGGUGGGUAAUACUUUUCUUAGAAAAGAGCCGAAAGAUCAAUUAUAG
Molecule: messenger RNA, 5499 nt
Organism: Schizosaccharomyces osmophilus
Lineage: Eukaryota; Fungi; Ascomycota; Schizosaccharomycetes; Schizosaccharomycetales; Schizosaccharomycetaceae
Gene: sec72
Product: Arf GEF Sec72
Exons: 1
Coding region: 1-5499 (1832 amino acids)
Biological process (GO): regulation of ARF protein signal transduction
Molecular function (GO): guanyl-nucleotide exchange factor activity
Source: RefSeq, a predicted model, not a curated record